This is a messenger RNA of Trichomycterus rosablanca, 4661 nucleotides long. RefSeq names its product amyloid beta (A4) precursor protein-binding, family A, member 1b (gene apba1b). The transcript is spliced from 12 exons. The record is from RefSeq and is a predicted model, not a curated record. Gene Ontology annotation, biological process: chemical synaptic transmission. The coding region runs from base 164 to 3097 and encodes 977 amino acids. Gene Ontology annotation, cellular component: plasma membrane; dendritic spine; cytoplasm. NCBI's taxonomy places the organism in Eukaryota, Metazoa, Chordata, Actinopteri, Siluriformes, Trichomycteridae. Gene Ontology annotation, molecular function: protein binding; amyloid-beta binding.
AGGAGGAGCCGCGCACUGCGCCGCUCUCUCUAUAAUCCUGUACAGGCGGAUCAGAGACAUGGAGAACUGGCGAUGAUGGUGAGGAUGAGCCAAACAUGUCGUGUAUCUCUCCUCUUUCUGACAGGUUGAGUUGCAGCAUCAUGCCCACUUCAUAGCAUCAGCCAUGAGUCACAGGGAGGAGCCAGAGGGGGCAGGAACUAAAGCCCCAGCCCCUCAGAACAGCCAGCAGCCCAACAGCACUCUUGCAGAGGGAGGACGUCCACGGUGGAGACCAUGCCAGCUGAACAGCCAGGACGAACAGGAAAACGUUCAUCAUCAUCACCACCAUCACUACCACAGGCAAUCACAACAACCUGGCGCUAACCGAGCUCCACCACGACGCAGCCGACGACAUGCCCCAAGCCAGGCUCAGAGGAAGGUGAAUGAGAGUGAAGAUGCAGAGCCACAGCCAAGUCAGCAGCCUCGUCCAGGUGUGACGAGGUAUCGACGGAGUGGUGAAAGAGGGCAUCAGCAUAGACACAGACAACAGCCCAAACAUGCUCAUGAGAUUAAAGAAUUGCAGCUUCCUGGGAGUGAUCCUGAUGUGGACGUUUUGUCUAAUGAGGAGUCUUCCAUCACUCCGUCUUCACAAGACGACCUGACUCCCUCACAAGAGGAGCUAACUCCCUCUCCACAGGAGAUCCCACACAAAGAGGAGCAAGCUGGAGGUAGUCCUGGCCUACAGUGUUCCUCCAGUACUGAGAGUAGUCUCCAAGCACACUCUGAACAAACAGAGCAUCUGCAGGAACAAAACGAGCAGAUGGAGCACUGUAAGGAUGGUAGAGAAGAACCAAUGGCAGAGGGCUGUCAAGAAAAGGAAGAAACUGUUAACGAGGAAGAGUGUCAGGGAGAAAAUAAUUGUUUGGCAACUGUUGGUAGUUCAAAGGGUAGCUUACACCAUUACAGUAAGAGAUCAGGGCCAAUCAGAGUGGAUGUUCCACCCUUUGCCGAGAUUCCACGUCAGCCAAUACUAAUACCUCAUUUCCAGGCUCAGUCUUUCUCAGAUCCACCAAGUAGUUCCCCUAAGGAGCACAAAUCAGGCCCUAACCAUUUUAACCUAAAUGACACCACCCCUAUGAGCACAGAAACAACGCCUGAAUGUCCUCAGUCUUUUGAAGAAACUUUCUCAGACUCCAGUACAGAAGCCUGUUCUGAUUCAUAUCCACAAAACUGUGAGAACCACUCCAAGUUCUACCCAGUGACUCAGACAGAAUCAGACCGAGAGUUGUACCAGUUACAUCGACCAGAGUGGUACAAGGAACACACUGACAACCAGUACUUUAAUGGGGCUAGACCACAAAUGAAUCCUCAGGAAGAGCCAAGACAGUGCAUUUCAGUUGGUUCCAGGCUGCACCAUUAUGAUGAACAGUCAGGAGACGAGGCUGGCAGCCCUAAAAGACGCAACAGGCAACCUUGGAAGCACAUGAGCUCCAAAAGCUUGGAUGAAGACUCUCCAGAGCUGAAAAAAGAACCAGCAGAGAGUGGUCUGCCUGUCUUGAACAAUAAAGGUGAGGUGGAACAUGAUGCUAUAGAAGACAAGCCAUACGCUUUGCAAGAUUCUGCAAAUAUCUCUGGAGAUGCUAUCUCUCUAGCAAUAAGGAACAUAAAGGAGGCCAUUGAGGAAGUGAAGACAAAGACCGUGCGUUCACCCUACAAGCCUGACAAGCCUAACGAGCCAGUGUGGGUAAUGAGGAGAGAUAUCAGUCCAGUAGAGGAGUGCCACCCACAGUUUUAUUCAACUUCCCCUCGGCAUUCAUCUUCACAGAAGUUGGCUCCAGUCCCGGAUCCCAAACCCCCUGCAGGAGCAGAAUCUUCCAGAACACAAGAUGCAGAUGUCUCACCAAGCUUACCACUUGCUGAAGAGAUGAAAAGAAACUUGGCUGCCUUUCCUACAUAUGUUGAUGUUCCGGGACCAUGUGAUCCAGAAGACCUUAUUGAUGGCAUCAUCUUUGCUGCCAGUUACUUGGGCUUUACCCAGCUUCUGUCAGAGAGAACCCCAAGCAAAAGUGCCCGCAUGCAGCAGGCGCAGGAGGCAAUGAACCAAGUUCGGCAGGGUGCAGAAGGUGAGGCUCUGUCUGCCACCGAGGUGGACCUCUUCGUGUCGACUCAGAGGAUUAAAGUGCUUAAUGCUGAAACACAGGACACCAUGAUGGACCAUCCCCUAAGGACCAUCUCCUACAUUGCGGACAUCGGGAACAUGGUGGUUCUGAUGGCACGUAGGAAGAUGAUUCGGUCACACAGUGCUCAGGAGCAGCAGGACACAGCAGACACACAGCACACGGACGAACACGUCCAGUACAGGAUGAUCUGCCAUGUGUUCGAGUCAGAGGAUGCUCAGCUCAUCGCUCAAUCCAUCGGCCAGGCAUUUAGUGUGGCUUAUCAGGAGUUCUUAAGAGCAAACGGCAUCGAUCCAGAGGAUUUAAGUCAGAGAGAGUACAGUGACCUGCUCAACACUCAGGACAUGUACAACGACGACCUCGUUCAUUUCUCCAAAUCUGAGAACUGCAAAGAUGUAUACAUAGAGAAGCAGAAGGGGGAAAUUCUAGGUGUGGUGAUCGUUGAGUCCGGCUGGGGUUCCAUUCUGCCUACUGUCAUCAUCGCCAGUUUGAUGCCUGCUGGACCUGCUGCAAAAUCAGGAUGCCUCAAUAUUGGAGAUCAGAUCAUGACAGUGAAUGGCACAAGUCUGGUGGGCCUGCCUCUUUCCACCUGCCAGAGCAUCAUCAAAGGGCUAAAGUCUCAAUCCAGAAUCAAGAUGAACAUUGUCAGAUGUCCUCCUGUCACCAUGGUCCUCAUCCGCAGACCAGACCUCCGAUAUCAACUUGGCUUCAGUGUACAGAAUGGCAUUAUCUGCAGUCUGAUGAGAGGAGGUAUAGCUGAGAGGGGCGGAAUCAGAGUCGGUCACCGAAUCAUUGAGAUCAGUGGGCAGAGUGUGGUGGCCACUCCACAUGAGAAGAUUGUUCAUCUUCUCUCAAAUGCAGUUGGAGAGAUCCAUAUGAAGACCAUGCCUGCUGCCAUGUAUCGCCUACUGACUGCCCAGGAACAGCCUGUAUACAUCUGAAAUCCACAGAAUUCACUAUUUAUCAAAUUGACCUGCAUUAACUCAUGUGAAAAUUUGUGAUUGUUUACAUUUUUUUUUAGCACCGGAUGUAUUUUUUUCUCUGAACACUUUAACCUGCCUUAAUAUGUCUUGACGGCUGAACGUGUCUACGACUGGAUGGAUUUACUGCAAAAUGAGAUAAAUAAGAUCAUCGUACAGAGUUGUUAACUGUAAACGAAAGCCAUUGUGGACCAGCUAGCAUGAACCGACAUGCUGGUCCUAGUAGGAUAAAAAUAAUAUAAGCUAUGCUGGAACUCUAGAUGAGCACAGUCCUGCCCAGGACGAAGCAGUUACUGAGAAAUAAAUUAGAUGAACUAAUUAGCCCAUCAGCACUGAGAUCUGGAUUCGAAUCUAGUUGUUUGAAACUAGUUGUUUGGGCAGUCUACACACAAACUGGGGGAAAGAUGAACGAAGCCCUGAGAUGGAUUGGCGACCUGUUCAGGGUGUUUCUGUCUUGCAGCUACAGACCUAAGCGACCCUGAUCGAGAUAAAGCGGCUUAUAAACAUUAAAUGAAAAUUCAAAUUAUGAUGCUCAUGAAAACACAAUAAGUCAAUCACUAUGAUUUACGUGUACAAUUUCACCACAAACCACAUAAAACUGGCACAUGCCUCCACCAACCAAAGACAAACAUCACAAACCUACAGUACAAUCUCCAAAAGUAAGUGGACACUGAAACAUGAUUCUGCAACAUGACUGCGGGGAUUCACUUAAAGCCAUAAUAGCUUUAAUAAGGUUUGUCACUGAUUUUGGGCAAUUAAGUCAAACAUGGUUGCAUGCUGAAUGGGGUUGAAGUCAGAGCUCUGUGCAGGCCAGUCAAGGUGUUCUAAAUAUUAAUACAGAGAACAUGUGCAGUACAUCAAACCAGUUGUUGCUUGGCGAUCUUAGGCUUGUGUGUGGUUGCUCGCCCAAGAAAGCCUAAUUCACGCAGCUUCCAAGGAACAGUUCUUGUGCUGAAGUCGUGUGCAGAGGAGGUUUGGAACAUUGUAUUAGGUUCUGCUAUUGAAACAGAUUCAUUUGUUCAAGCUGUACUGUGCUUCUGUACUGUGCUUCUGCACUCAGCAGUCCUGUUCUGUACGCUUAUGUGGCCAAAUGCUUUACAGCUGAGAUACUGUUGCUCCUUGUUGCUUUCCUCUUCUUAAGAAUAGUACUAUAAUACAGGAUUGUUGACCAGACAGCUCUAACUGGACAGACAUUUGAUGUUGGCAUUCUGACAAAGUGCCACUUCAAAAAUAUUUUAAAAUCUUUACUUCUAUGGCUGAUUAUAUGGCUGUAUGCUUGACUAUGCUUAAUUUAGCAGUGAAUUUAAGCUAAACAGUCAUCAUAUAAGGGUUGUCCACAUACUUUUGGUCUUGUAGUGUAUAUACAGUAUAUGACUGAAUCACUGGACCUAAUCUAACGUGUGUGAUAUUUAAAAGCACUGCAGGAAUGUCUGUAUGAUAUUAGAUGCUGUAAUUAUGAGCACAUGUAAUCUAUUAUAUAUACACACAGAAUUAUUCUGUUUGAAUAAAUAAAAACUUAUUAAGA